GUUGUCACAGUGUACAUGGAACGUAAUAUAUCAGUCGGUAAAUGUGGCGAUUGAUAGAAAUUGAUGUUGUUUUCUAUUGUGGAAUUGCAUCAGUCUGCAUUUAAACAGUAUUUUGUUCAGUGAUUUUAAUAUAUUUAGCGAUAAAAGAAUACAUUUAAUUCAGCACAAGUAUGGCGGAAGCUCAGCUAAAUAAUAUGAAAAUAAAUGAUGAAGAUGACUUUGUGGACCCGUGGAAUGUUGCUGGCAAAUCUGAGACUGGCAUUGACUAUGAUAAGUUGAUUAAGAGAUUUGGCAGUCAAAAGAUCGACCAGGAGCUUAUAGAAAGAUUUGAAAAAGUCACAGGACACAAAGCGCAUCACUUCCUAAAGCGAGGAAUAUUCUUCUCCCAUCGGGAUCUGCACAACAUCUUGAACAUUGUGGAGGCUGGCAAGAAGUUCUAUCUGUACACAGGUCGGGGACCAUCUUCAGAGAGCAUGCACAUUGGACACAUGAUACCAUUCAUGUUUACCAAAUGGCUUCAAGACGUCUUCAAUGUCCCUCUAGUCAUCCAGUUGACGGACGACGAGAAGGCGCUGUGGAAAGACAUCAAGAUCGAGGAUGCCAGACAAAUGGCGUACAAUAAUGCCAAAGAUAUCAUAGCCGUCGGCUUCGAUCCAAAGAACACUUUCAUUUUUAAUGAUUUAGAUUUUAUUGGCCAAUGUCCAGCGUUCUAUCAGAACAUGUUGAGGAUACAGAAGUGUGUAACGUACAACCAGGUGAAGGGUAUAUUUGGCUUCGGCGAUUCUGACGUCAUCGGCAAGAUCACAUUCCCGUCGAUAGAAGCUGCGCCCGCGUUCUCCACCACUUUCCCUUUCAUAUUCGACGGUAAAGUUGUCCCGUGUCUAGUCCCCUGCGCUAUCGACCAGGACCCGUACUUCCGCAUGACGCGUGACGUGGCGGCGCGGCUCAAGAUGCCGAAGCCAGCGCUCAUCCACUCCACAUUCCUGCCCGCCCUGCAAGGAGCGCAGCACAAGAUGUCCGCCAGCGAUCCCAACGCGUCUAUAUUCUUGAAUGAUAGCGCUAAACAUAUUAAGAGUAAGAUUAAUAAAUUCGCGUUCUCCGGCGGGCAAGCGACGAUCGAAGAACACAGGCAGAAGGGAGGGAACACAGCGGUGGACAUAUCGUUUAAAUACCUCACUUUCUUCAUGGAAGACGAUGAAAGAUUGGCAGAGGUAAAGCAUAAAUACGAAAUAGGAGAAAUGUUGACCGGCGAGCUAAAGAAGGUGGCGAUAGACACAAUAACGGAGUACGUGCAAGCGUAUCAGGCUCGAAGGACCAAAGUGACUGACGAAGUUAUGCAAGAGUUCUUCAGAAUCAGGAAACUUGAGUUUUAAACCUUGUAGAAUAAAAGUAAACGUCACGCGGGUAAUUUAAAUAAACGAACCUUAUUGCUACCUUCGGAUCAAUAGUUAAAUUGGACCUAUCAGAAUAAAGUUUUCUGAUGAUUACAGCUGGUUGAUUGUUUUAAAUAAAAUAUUUUUCCUUUUUUUCUUUCUUUUAUUUUUGAUAUUGAUCCGAAGUCAAGAGAUUGGAAUCUUGUUCCAUUGGAAUUAGCUGAUAUUCAUAUCGUAUGUAUAUCCAUUACAUAAAUGUAUAGUAUUUAUUAAGACGCGUACACAAUUUUUUUUUUUUUUUUUAUUUAUUUAUGAAGGUCUUAGCGUUUAAGCGUUUGAUAAUAAAUGUUACGUUUUGUAUAUUUAUUAUUUUGUGAUCUAUUUCUUGCACUGCCAAUUGUAUAAUACGCCUUAUUGAACGUGGAUGGCCUGAAGUUAGUCACCAGUAAAAGUUUAGAAGAUUCAACAAUUGAACCAUUUGAAAGUAUUUAACAGUUCUCCUAUACUAUUUAAAUGUAAUCUAUUAUCCAUUUUAGCAAAUGUGAAAUGUUAUAAGUCAAGAUAGAAAAACAUUGGACUAAAUAAAAAGAGUUUCUGUGAAUUUAACGGUCAAAGUAAUAUGAGUUUCCGUCGUUUUCAAUAAAUGAUUUCAAUCGCUUUUUCAAUCCAUCGCGAAAACGAACCAAUCAGGACGAAGUUUUUUGGCAAGCUUACAAAUGACUUAUUAUGACUGGCUCAUUCAGGAUCGGAUCGAAGAUAAGAGACGGGAUAGUUUAUUGAAAACGAAUGUUAGUAAGAGGUAAUUGUAAGUUUAUAAAUCUUUGAGAGAAAGCAUUUUGACCGCGCAAUAAAAAUAGUACUUAUGUCAUGAUAUCUUGUAAUUUUUUUGAAAUCUGUCCCGUCCUGUUUUUACGGGAAUCGAAUCCAUACCGCAUAUCCGCAGUAUUGCCUGCUGUGCUAUGGUAUACUUCUCUAAUGUACCGUAGAUUUUUAUAUCUAAGUAUUACAUAAUCAAUACAAAUAUGUAACGUAGUUAAUGUCUAAGUAGCUCAAGUUUUCUUACUUUUAUACGAUAGUAUAGCUUAUUUAUUAAUUAAUAAAGUUCAGUUACGUCUAUUUUCUUUCAAAAUCAGCGUUCGAAUUAUCUAUGCGAUAUAUAACUAUUUGUUUUUUUUUUUAUAAUUUGGUUGACUUGCAAUAAAUAUCUUUUAUGAAUGAAAGCAGUUGCGUAAGUGAGAUUCAAAAGGCUGUGCUCAAAGCAUAAUGUCACAUUUUAUUUGCUAAAGUUAAUAAAGGCAUUUCAUUAAAUGA
Messenger RNA from Manduca sexta (tobacco hornworm), 2684 nucleotides. It is a transcript of the gene TrpRS, whose product is annotated as tryptophan--tRNA ligase, cytoplasmic. The transcript is spliced from 9 exons. The coding region runs from base 171 to 1373 and encodes 400 amino acids. Gene Ontology annotation, molecular function: ATP binding; tryptophan-tRNA ligase activity. The record is from RefSeq and is a predicted model, not a curated record. Lineage: Eukaryota; Metazoa; Arthropoda; Insecta; Lepidoptera; Sphingidae. Gene Ontology annotation, cellular component: cytoplasm. Gene Ontology annotation, biological process: tryptophanyl-tRNA aminoacylation.